ACAGUGUGAGCCUCGUGAAUGACUGACCAUUAUAAGUGGAAGUAAAAACCCGGCAUGUCAGCUAGCAGUGAUGUUCAUCGUCGCCAGAGGGCGCCUCGUGUCCAUGGCUCACUGGCCGCGAGCAGCUCUAAAAUGAAUACACCAGAUUCGACCGAAGACGAAAGCAAGGAAACUGUGACGUCACAGUCUUGUUUCAGACGACAUGACGUCAUACUAUGGAUAUGUGGCGUGUUGUUCAUGGUUGCGCUCGGGGGCACUAUCUUCGGCAUCGGAGGCUCUAGAGGAUGGGACGCUAACUCGGGUUUCUCGCACAACGUCAGCGCGACGUCAUCCAUUCGGUUUUUACCAGAACCUGAUGUCGAGGAGCCCGGAGUGAAAGGAAGGCAUGGCACAGACGCCUCAGCACGUUGGUAUUACUGGAAGCUGCCACCAGACCAGGUCACGUGGUACAGCCGCUUAUUCGUCUGGGUCUGUUACAUUUCCCAUCAGCUCUUCGUCUGGAUCGUCAUUUAUAAUUUACAGCAGGAAAAGGCAAAACAAGGGAUGGAAUACACACCUUCGCUCAACAAAUACAACUAUUACUUCUUCGGGAUCAAUGUGUUUUUCCAUCUUCUUCAUUUGUUGCAAACACACACGACUUAUGACGCCACAGCUCAGGAUGUAAGCAUCGCCAGCUCGCAGUGCUCGGUGAUUAUAAUGCUGACGUUCAUUAUGCUGAUGGAGUACAGGCACAGAGGCAUGGUUUUCGGUUGGCCGACACUAGCACACAAGGACAAGGUUAGCAACUUUUUGCGCCUCAACUUUCAACCAAUCAACAUACUGAAGCGUUACCAUGGUUACCUAUGUUCGUGGGCCUGUGUCUACACGUUUUGGUACCACCCAAUGGAAAACACGUGGGGUCACGUGCUGGGAUUUGCGCACACCUGGAUUGUACUAUUACAAGGAAGCCUUAUGAUGACACAAUUCCAUCUUAACCGCUAUUGGCGGUUGCUAUUGGAGACGUGGCUUUGUCUUCACGCAGGCGUAGUGGCCGCUCAAACUGGAGGUCCGGAACAACUGGGGACCAAACUAUGGCCGAUGUUUGUGUUCGGGACGUUGUUGUUGUACACUGUGACGCAUAUUUUCAGCCUGCCGUUUUGGACAAAGAUUCACUUCGCCUUUCGCUUUGCACCGGUGACCGUGCUCCUGGCGAUCUGUAUCUACAUGUACAGCUGGAUACCGGAUGCCAAUGGCCGACCUUGGUGCGCAUGCGCGAGCUUAUCAAUAUUCCCGCCAUCUACUACGUCGACGUUCUCCUUGCUUGGUGGCUGCUUUACGUGUUUUUGAAGAUCGAAGGUUGGAUUAUGGGACGCCAGGAACAAAAAUCCCCACCGAUGGGAGUGAAAUUCGUUUAUCUGCUUGUUUCAUUUUCCAUGUACGGAAUAUACACUGGUAUUUCCUUAGGCCUACAGUUGUAUGACGUCAAAAUGAUGCUGUUGAUAUUUACCUUCAUCCUAACCGCAGUGCAGACAGUACUCGGAACUGUAUCAUUCAUGUUCUUAAGGCGGGCUUUCGGUGAGCCGCCAGGAGUUGCCUCCCCUCCUAGUUCUACUGUCCGUGUACCCAAAACUGUUGAACCGGUCUCGUGAUUUUAAAUUGAUUUUGGGGGGAUUAUGUUUUUAACAUACAUUUACUGUAAUCCAUAAAUUGUGUCUGAUGCAUUCAUUUGAAUGCAGUUUCAAAAGAACUAUUCAGUUUCAGACGAAAAUGUAUUAUACACCAAGCUAAUGAAUUUGUUGCUCUGUAAGAAGUGUUAAAUUGCUUGAUUAUAAAAUGUCAAGAUUUUAUGUUUUUAAAUGUAAUGAUCGCACAAAGUACUCACUCAUUACAAUAAUUACAUGUAACUCUUCCGGUUAGACUUCAGUAGGGAGGAAUUGAAGUUGAACACUUUUCAUGCUAACGGUGAAAAAGGUUCUAAUCGAAAGAUGUCUCGGGAACUCGGCGACAGGUGUCUGGGUACUCAGUGAUGGGUGUGUGCGGAACAAGGUGACAGGUGUCUCGGGAACUCGGCGACAGGUGUCUGGGUACUCGGUGACGGGUGUUUCGGAAACUCGGUGACAGGUGUGUCGGGAACUCGGUGGCAGGUGUCUGGGUACUCGGUGACGGGUGUUUCGGGAACUCGGUGACAGGUGUGUCGGGAACUCGGUGACAGGUGUUGUCGGGAACUCGGCCACAGGUGUCUGGGUACUUGGUGAUGGGUGUGGGCGGAACAAGGUGACAGGUGUGUCGUGGGAACUCGGUAGGACAGGUGAUCGGGAAAUUACAAAAGGUGGUCACAAAAGUUGCCGAACAUUUUUGACGAGUCACAUGGUGCAGCAAUAUACGUUUUUUUUUUUUUUUUACCUUUAGCAACAAAAGAGUUAGAACUAUUGACUUAAUGUGGCAAGCACAACGUUUCCAUGAAAUCUGUAUCAAUUUCACAGCCGAUUUUGUCUGCACCUUACAAAGCUAGAUUACAGACAACCGGCGUAUGAGGUAAUUAAGUUUAAUGAAACUGUUUUGACAGCGUCCAGGUUGACUUUGUCUGGCUUAGUAUUGUUUUAAUGUCAUUUAUAUAAGAAAGCUUGUGAAAACACUGGCUGAGAAUUGUAGCCUGUUUAUAUUUUACGUUUAUAUUUUAUGUGCAUGAUUAGGCCCUGCAUAUUGUUUACAUGUACCUACAUCAAAAGGAUUUUGACAGGUGCAAGAAUUAAACAUAGUUGUUUUUCAACAUACCUCAGUAAACUGCCAUUGUUCUGUGUUUUGAAAACAUUCCAUGGUUUCCAUAUAUCGAGUCUACCUCUUCCAUCACUUCGUACCAUACAUUUGGACAUACCGUACAUCAUACAUUCGGACAAAGUUACCGUUCAUUUCUUACAGUGUACCUCACAUUUAACUUCUUGGAAAUGCAACCAAGGCUCUAUGCCAGAAAGCGGUCGAAUUUUAGAACUUUCCUUUCCCGCCCCAAAGUCGCCGUAGUUCCAAAGGCAUCAAAGUCCAAACAAGAUUGUGGCUCACAAUGUGGACGGUUGUAUAGUAGAGUUGAUUGUUUUCAACACUUCGCACUUCGGUUUUAAUUCCAAAUCAAGAACGUACAUGACUUUGAAAACAAGCGGACGCUGCAAUGUUUAAUUAGCUACUGCUGUAUUUAUAAGUCUGUUGGAAUUUCUAUUAAAAAACCAUGGCAUAUCCGAAAUAGCGGUUGUUAUUGUAAUUAAUAUUUCACAAUGUAUUAUCAUUUUCACAAGGCCUAGUUUUCGCAUUACUUUUAUCUCGAACAAUCUCUGUGACGCAUAUUUAAGAAAAAAUGCAUGUACAUUUGUGGAUAUAAGGUAUAUAAGAUCAGUAAUUAAUGGGUUUAUUGUGGGUAUGAUAUGCUGGAUUGAAUAUACGAUUUUAGUUUGUAUAGUAUCCUUUUCAGACCAGUUACGAUGUUAACUUCGUUUUUUCCCAUUAUAUCACUGGCUCCAGGAUCACAAGGUUGUCUUAGACUUAAGUCAGACUUAAUAUCAACUUGGCAUAUUAUCCCUGAGUUUAUACUCGAACUUAGACGCAGUAAACUCAUUUAAAAUUAAGACUAAGUUUGAAUUAAGUCUAAUACAGCUACGUGAUCCUGAGACAUGACCGCCGUCGUGCGAGUGAAAUAUACGUCGGUAGGGCGCGAAACACCAAUCAAAUAAACAAAUAUUAACGUUAAUUUCAUUCUGGUGAGGAUUCCGUUGUGGAGAUGUUUCCAUGGUUACAGACGGAUAUAUAAUAUUUGUCUGACGUGAUAGUGUAUAUGAGACAAACUGGUACUUCCCAGGACAGAAAUCAUUUUUAUUACUUUUAUAUCCGACAAUUGCCAUUUGAGUGGUAUGCAAAUUCACUCUUAUAUAAUGGUUGUGUUUUAAACAUUUAAAUUUAGCAUCAUUUUGAGCGUGUCACAUAACGGCAUUAUUAUUACUGUCACAAACGUCAAUUGCUGUUUGUUUGGUUUAAAUGUAUAUUCCCAUGUUGCAAUUGUUUAUUAAAUAUUUAUGAUUAAGAAUUAUGUUGUGUUGAUAUUACCUGAAUAUAUGUUGAUAA
Molecule: messenger RNA, 4086 nt
Organism: Liolophura sinensis
Lineage: Eukaryota; Metazoa; Mollusca; Polyplacophora; Chitonida; Chitonidae
Exons: 9
Coding region: 55-1326 (423 amino acids)
Source: RefSeq, a predicted model, not a curated record